Molecule: messenger RNA, 1920 nt
Organism: Lagenorhynchus albirostris (white-beaked dolphin)
Lineage: Eukaryota; Metazoa; Chordata; Mammalia; Artiodactyla; Delphinidae
Gene: SLC6A14
Product: solute carrier family 6 member 14
Exons: 14
Coding region: 1-1920 (639 amino acids)
Biological process (GO): sodium ion transmembrane transport
Cellular component (GO): membrane
Molecular function (GO): L-proline transmembrane transporter activity
Source: RefSeq, a predicted model, not a curated record
AUGGACAAGUUGAAGUGCCCGAGCUUCUUCAAGUGCAGAGGGAAGGAGAAAGUGACGGCUUCAUCUGAGAAUUUCCAUGUUGGUGGAAAUGAUGAGAAUCAGGACCGUGGCAACUGGUCCAAAAAAUCUGAUUACAUUUUAUCUAUGGUUGGAUAUGCAGUGGGAUUGGGGAAUGUGUGGAGAUUCCCAUAUUUGACCUACAACAAUGGCGGAGGUGCCUUCUUGAUACCUUAUGCGAUUAUGCUAGCACUGGCUGGUUUACCUUUGUUCUUCCUAGAGUGCUCACUGGGACAAUUUGCUAGCUUAGGUCCAGUUUCAGUUUGGAGGAUUCUACCAUUGUUUCAAGGUGUGGGGAUUACAAUGGUCCUGAUAUCCAUUUUUGUGACAAUCUAUUAUAAUGUCAUAAUUGCCUAUAGUCUUUACUACAUGUUUGCUUCUUUUCAACGUGAACUACCAUGGAAAAACUGUUCUUAUUGGGCAGAUAAAACCUGUAGCAGAUCGCCUAUAGUGACACAUUGUAAUGUGAGUAUAAAGCUAGGUGAAAUCUUCCAAGUGAAUAAAAGCUGGUUAGACGCCAACAAUUUUACCUGCAUCAAUGGAAGUGAAGUUUAUCAGCCAGGGCAGCUUCCCAGUGAACAAUAUUGGAAUAAAGUGGCGCUCCAACGGUCAAGUGGAUUGGAUGAGCCUGGAGUCAUUGUGUGGUAUUUAGCACUUUGUCUUCUUCUGGCCUGGCUCAUAGUUGGAACAGCACUAUUUAAAGGAAUCAAGUCUUCUGGGAAGGUGGUAUAUUUUACAGCUAUUUUCCCCUAUGUUGUCUUGCUAAUCCUGCUGAUCCGAGGGGCAACUCUGGAUGGCGCAUCAAAAGGCAUUUCAUACUAUAUUGGAGCAGAGUCAAAUUUUACAAAACUUAGGGAAGCUGAGGUUUGGAAAGAUGCUGCCACACAGAUAUUUUAUUCCUUGUCAGUGGCUUGGGGUGGUUUAGUUGCUCUGUCAUCUUACAAUAAGUUCAAUAACAACUGCUUCUUAGAUGCCAUUGUAAUUUGUUUGGCAAAUUGCCUCACUAGUGUGUUUGCUGGAUUUGCUAUUUUUUCUAUAUUGGGACACAUGGCUCAUAUAUCUGGAAAGGAAGUCUCUCAAGUUGUAAAAUCAGGUUUUGAUUUGGCAUUCAUUGCUUAUCCAGAAGCUCUAGCUCUACUCCCAGGUGGGCCAUUUUGGUCCGUAUUAUUUUUCUUCAUGCUUUUGACUUUGGGUCUCGACUCUCAGUUUGCUUCCAUUGAAACGAUUACAACAACGAUUCAAGAUUUAUUUCCCAAAGCGAUGAAGAAAAUGAGGGUUCUCAUAACUUCGGGUUGCUGCUUGGUUUUGUUUCUCCUUGGCCUCGUGUGUGUGACUCAGGCUGGAAUUUACUGGGUUCAUCUGAUUGACCACUUCUGUGCUGGAUGGGGCAUUUUGAUUGCAGCUAUACUGGAACUAAUGGGGAUCAUGUGGAUUUAUGGAGGCAACAGAUUCAUUAAAGAUAUAGAAAUGAUGAUUGGAACAAAAAGGUGGAUAUUCUGGCUAUGGUGGAGAGCUUGUUGGUUUGUCAUUACGCCUAUGGUUUUGACGGCAAUCUUGAUCUGGUCAUUGGUACAAUUUCAUAGACCUGAUUAUGGCAAAAUUCCAUACCCUGACUGGGGAGUUGCUCUAGGCUGGUGUAUGAUUAUUUUCUGUAUUAUUUGGAUUCCAAUUAUGGCUAUUACAAAAUUAAUUCAAGCUGAAGGAACCAUCCUUCAACGCAUUGUAAGCUGCUGCAGACCAGCUUCUAACUGGGGGCCAUACCUGGAAAGACAUCGUGGGGAAAGAUAUAAAAAUAUGGUAGAUCCUAAAAAAGAGACUGACCAUGAAAUACCUACUGUUAGUGGCAGUAGAAAACCAGAAUGA